This is a messenger RNA of Gallus gallus (chicken), 2273 nucleotides long. RefSeq names its product coiled-coil domain-containing protein 81-like. The transcript has 12 exons. Lineage: Eukaryota; Metazoa; Chordata; Aves; Galliformes; Phasianidae. Gene Ontology annotation, cellular component: centrosome. The record is from RefSeq and is a predicted model, not a curated record. Bases 113 to 2062 code for a protein of 649 amino acids.
GCGGCCGUUGCCGUGAGGCGCGCGGGCCGGGAGCGGCGCGGGGCUGCGGCCGUGCGGAGCCCCGUGUGCGGGGGGGGCGGGGGAGGUGUGGGCGCGAGGGGGCCCCGGGCCGAUGGCAGCCGGCACAGCCCCACGGCUGAAGCGGCUGCUUACAAAGGCAGGGCGGCCGUGUGCGCUGCGGGAGCCCGAAAUGGACUGUGAGGGGCCCAACCGGGCCAGCCCGGGCCGGCAGGCUGCAGCGCGGCCGGGUGAGGCUCAGAGCUGGCAGGCCUCUGCCCCCUCCGCUGAGGGUUCGUGCGGCGGAGCUUCUGCCCGGAGGGGCCACAUCCGGCACGGCAGGAUUCGGCUGGUUAGUGUGCGAGGCCGGGAAAGCUCGCAGGCUGGGGCUCCGGGGCAGGCGGAGGAUGUCACAGCGCGGCUGACAUCACCGGGCUGCUGGAAGCUGGGUGCUGUCACAGUGCGUUUCCGUGACGACGACGGGCCCUCCCCAAGGAGCCGAGGGGAGCUUUGCUGCUCUGUUUGUUACCCGGCGCAGCCUGUCGCGGGGGGGCUGGGCAGACAGUCUUGCCAAAGAGGCCUGUGGUCCAGCACAACUGAGAGCACAAUCCUUUUGUUUCUCCUCGAACCCUGGCCAGGCUGUGGGGAGAAAAGCAAGAGGAGAAAGAGGGCACCGGGUGUUGGUGUUCCCCCGGACUGCCACGUGGAUCGGUUCAUUCAGUGGCAUCAAGGCUGGACCUGCUUGCAGCGGCUUUGGACACCUCGCCCACGGGAUGGAUGCAUUGCUGUACAACUCCCCAGUGGCCGGGAGAGCUUCUCCAGAUGCUCAUUGCCAACGGGGCUCCCCCAGAUUGUGGCGAUCUGGGAUGCUGUGUCUGAUUACAUCCUGGAACAGAUGAAGCUGGACAAGGGAGUCCUGGUCCCGGGACUCGGGCUCUUUGCUGCGGUCCGAGAGCAAUUCCACAGCAAAGAAGUGGCGGUGUCGGUCCGAAGACCUGUCUUCCAGCUGGACAUCGGGGUGCUGUGGCUGCAGGACCUCCAGUCGCCCACCGACAUCAUCCCCGACGAUGUCAAGAUUGAGCGGCUGAACUACCGGCAGCUCUCGCGAGCCACCGGCAUCUCGCUGCACGUGGUGCAGCGCUGCGUGCGAGAGACCGUCCUCUUGUACUGUCACCUCCUGAGGAACAAGGCGCACGUCUCAUUCGCCUUCAAGAACAUCGGCGUUAUGACGUACGAGGACGACUUCCUCUGCAUGAGGUUCUUGUCCAGCUGCAUUACAACGCUGGAGAGCAAUGCCAGCCUGACUGCACUGCUCCACACUAGAAUUUGGCCGGCCCGUUCUGCUGACUUCGGGUCAGAGACUACCGCUCAUGGAAUCCAGGUGUUGCCGAGGUUUCAGCUCGCUGUGAAAAAGAGCAGAGCAGAGGCCGCCGCAGAAAGGAACGCUGCAGUGGCGCGGAAGAUGAGUAGAGGGGGCACUGCCGGCAGGCUGCUACAGAAGCGGAAGACACUUCCCCCCUCCAUGCUGCUGCAAUACCAGGCAGGCUCAAGGCAGCAAGAUGUGGCAAAGAAGCCUUCUGCCAGCGUGCUCCCGCCGUGUGCAGGCAGCUCCCACGGGAGAAAGCAAGCAGGACAGAAGGAACCAUCUACUCCUGCCCAGACCAGCACUGCACUCCCUGCGACAGAGGACUCUAAGAGAGUGCUGCAGGAGCUCCGGGAAGUGUCUGCCCUGUGGAAUGAAGCAGACCGCACGUGGCCCGUGUACCAGCAGCAGGUAGAGCAAACGCGGGCAGAAAGAGCGGCAUGGGAAGGCUGGAGUGCAGGGGAGGACCAGCCUCCACUGCAGCGGUUUGCCAGUGCGAGCGUGUGGGCUCCGCGUCCUCCAGCCCAGCCCCGGGGACAGCAAGUGAGGAGGAGGUGGAGGAAGGAUGUGGAUCCUCCGCCGGGAAGUAAAAUGGGGAACAGCGACCAAGCUGGCACUGCAUGCCGACCUCCUCUCCCCGCGAGCAGCUCAGGUGCUCCAAAGGUUGGAGCCCCACCUCCAUCAGCAAGAGGCUUUUGCUGACACCGCGGAAAGAAACCGGCAGAAGCUGGAGCUGAAGCGGCAGCUCCCCUGUGCUCGAUGCUCGUACCGCUCCAGAGGGGAAGGUGCUGGCAACAGUGGUGACGGCGCUGGAGCUGUCGGCAAGGGGGCUGGGAAGCUGUCCGGAUUUCCACCUGUGAAUGGCAAAUCGUAGAAUCAAAGACUUGUAGAAUGGCCUGGGUUGAAAAGGACC